Messenger RNA from Dendrobium catenatum, 1601 nucleotides. RefSeq names its product protein CLP1 homolog. NCBI's taxonomy places the organism in Eukaryota, Viridiplantae, Streptophyta, Magnoliopsida, Asparagales, Orchidaceae. The record is from RefSeq and is a predicted model, not a curated record. Gene Ontology annotation, biological process: tRNA splicing, via endonucleolytic cleavage and ligation. The transcript is spliced from 10 exons. The coding region runs from base 89 to 1366 and encodes 425 amino acids. Gene Ontology annotation, molecular function: polynucleotide 5'-hydroxyl-kinase activity. Gene Ontology annotation, cellular component: nucleus; mRNA cleavage factor complex.
AUUCUCAUUGAUAUAGAGGCUAUCAGACGGAGAUUUGCAUUUUCCCUUUAGGUUUCGGAAGAGGGAAACGAACUACAGAGAGGGGUACAUGUCCGCCAACGACGGCGCCACAAUGGCGUCAAGUCGGCAGUUUGUGCUGGAGAAGGAGAGCGAGCUGAGGGUGGAGGUGGGCCCCGAAGCUACUCUCCGUCUCCGCCUCACCGCCGGCGCCGCCGAGGUUUUCGGCGCCGAGCUCCCGCCGGAGAAGUGGAUCACUGUUCCCGCUUUCCAAAAUAUUGCCAUUUUCACUUGGAAGGGUGCGACAAUCGAAUUGGACGGAAUCAGCGAAGUUGAGUACGUGGCAGAUGAAACGCCUAUGGUGAGCUAUGUGAAUGUCCAUGCUAUAUUGGAUGGGAGAAGGACUCGUGCUAGAACCGGUAAUUCACAGGGCCCUCGUACUAUUGUUGUUGGGCCAACAGAUUCAGGUAAAAGUAGUCUGUGUAGAAUGCUGCUUAACUGGGCUUGCAAGAGAAGCUGGAAGCCUACUCUCGUGGACUUGGAUAUUGGCCAGGGAUCUAUUUCCAUGCCUGGGUGUAUUGCUGCUAGCUCUGUCGAAAUGCCUAUGGAUGCUUUUUGGGAAAUUCCUACUGAGAUGCCUGUCGUCUAUUUCUAUGGCCAUACUAGUGCAAGUGCGAAUGUAGAGUUAUAUAAAGUUCUUAUGAAGGAACUAGCUCAAACUCUGGAGAAACGAUUCUCAUGCAUCUCUGAAUAUGAAGUUGCUGGCAUGGUUAUCAACACAAUGGGGUGGACUGAUGGUUUAGGGUAUGAGUUACUUCUUCAAGCAAUCAAUAUUUUUAACGCAGAUGUUGUUCUGGUUUUGGGACAGGAGAAGCUUUUCAGUAUGUUAAAAGAUGUAUUGAAGAGCAAACCUCAUGUAGACAUUGUGAAGCUUCACAAGUCAGAAGGUGUGGUACUGAGGAAUCAGAAAGUCCGUCAGAUGUCUAGAAGUUACAGAAUUAGAGAAUAUUUCUAUGGGCUCAACAAUGAUUUGUCUCCUUACUCUCUUAGUAUGAAUUUUGGUGACAUAUCUGUUUUUAGAAUUGGUGGUCCACAAGCACCUCGAUCAGCUCUCCCUAUUGGUGCAGAGCCUCUUUCAGAUCCUACUCGGGCAGUCAUUGUUAACAUAAAUUAUGACUUGGUUCAUGCCAUUCUUGCCAUUUCAUAUGCAAAGGAGUCGGAUCAAAUUUUAUCCAGCAAUAUUGCGGGCUUUCUUUAUGUGGCAGAAAUUGACUUUGAGAGUAAAAGAAUAACUUUUCUGGCACCUUGCCCGGCUGAACUCCCAAGCAAACUACUGGUCAUGGGAACAUUAAAAUGGUCUGAAAACUAGUAAUUUUGAAGCAAAACGGUUUCAAUUACUACUUUUUAAAGCAACUUUCUAGUACAAAACGAGAAAACGGCCUUAAGUAGGUAGAAAGCUGUCCCAAAUGAAGCUUAAAUUGCGUAAUGAAACAUUUAAAUUUAGGGUUUAGGGUUGUUCUCUUACAAGUUUUGAAAUGGAGGGACGAGAUACAAAUCUAACACCAAACAAGUUUUUGUAUUUAUUAGUUUAUUUGCAAAUAUUA